ACGGCAGUCGAUCGGCGCAUGCAGGCCAGUCUCCUCGCGGCCCUGAUGCGCCGGUGCAGGCGCACCUAGUCUACGAACUCGUCGGGAUGAACGCGUCCGAGUCGCAGCAGAACCUGCUGACGAACGAGGCCAAACCGGCCUCGACGUCCCAGCAGUGGUUGAGUCCGCCGGCCGACUACGUCCUCGGACCCGUCGAGAAGCACUUCCUGCUGAGCGCCGAGAGGGGCGACUGCGCGACCGUCCGCCGUCUGCUCGAGGAGAACAAGGAUCACCCGGAGAUUCUGAACAUCGACUGCGUCGACCCGCUCAACCGCUCGGCCCUCAUCGCCGCGAUCGAGAACGAGAACAUCGACCUCAUACUCCUGCUGCUCGAGCUCGGAAUCUCGGUGAAGGAUGCCCUGCUGCACGCCAUCAAGGAGGAGUACGUCGAGGCGGUGGAGAUCCUGCUGGAGCACGAGGAGAAGAUCCACCAGCCCGGCCAGCCAUACAGCUGGGAGGCCGUCGACCGCUCGGCGUCAAACUUCACGCCGGACAUAACGCCGCUGAUCCUGGCGGCGCACAAGAACAACUACGAGAUCCUGAAGAUCCUGCUGGACCGGGGAGCCACGCUGCCGACGCCCCACGACGUGCGCUGCGGCUGCGACGAGUGCGUCAGCUCGAGCGAGCAGGACUCGCUGCGGCACUCGCAGUCGAGGAUCAACGCCUACCGGGCGCUCACCUCCUCAUCGCUGAUCGCCCUCUCCUCCCGGGAUCCCCUGCUGACCGCCUUCGAGCUCAGCUGGGAGCUGCGCCGGCUCAGCCGCAUGGAGCAGGAGUUCCGCUCCGAGUACAACGAGAUGCGCGAGAACGUGCAGGUGUUCGCGACCUCGCUGCUCGACCACGCGCGCACCUCGCACGAGCUCGAGGUCAUGCUGAACUACAACCCGAGCGGCGAGAACUGGGAGCCCGGCGAGCGGCAGACCCUCGAGCGUCUCAAGCUCGCCAUCAAGUACAAGCAGAAGCAGUUCGUCGCCCACCCGAACGUCCAGCAGCUGCUCGCGGCCAUCUGGUACGACGGCCUGCCCGGCUUCCGCAGGCUCAGCAUGAUGGGCCAGCUCCUCGAGGUCGGCAAGCUCGGGGCCCAGUUCCCCGUCUACAGCACCAUCUACAUGCUCUCGCCCAACUCGCCCAAGGCCCUCUUCAUGAAGAAGCCCUUCGUCAAGUUCAUCUGCCACUCCUCCUCCUACGCCGUCUUUCUCAUGCUGCUGGGCGCCGCCUCGCAGCGCAUCGAGUACCUGGCCAUCGAGCUCUUCGGCAACGCCUGGAUGCGGCAGAUACUCGCGGGCUGGAAGCGCCGGGAGCGCGGCUCGAUCCCCGGCUUCGUCGAGUCCGGCGUCAUCAUCUACGUCUUCAGCCUGGUCGUCGGGGAGAUUCGCUCGCUCUGGGCGGACGGGCUGCUCGAGUACGUCUCCGACCUGUGGAACAUCGUCGACUUCGUCCAGAACGUCUUCUACGUCAUCUGGAUCACCAUGCGGGCGACCUCCUGGCUAGUGGUGAUGCGCGAGUACUGGGCGGGCGAGGACCCCUGGUACCCGCGGGACCACUGGGACGACUUCGAGCCGAUGCUGCUCUCGGAGGGGGCCUUCGCCGCGGGCAUGAUCUUCAGCUUCCUCAAGCUCGUGCACAUAUUCAGCGUGAACCCCCACCUCGGCCCGCUGCAGAUCUCCCUCGGCCGCAUGAUCAUCGACAUCAUCAAGUUCUUCUUCAUCUACACCCUCGUGCUCUUCGCCUUCGGCUGCGGCAUGAACCAGCUGCUCUGGUACUACGCCGACCUCGAGAAGAACAAGUGCUACCACCUGCCCAACGGGCUGCCGGACUUUGACAACAACGAGAAGGCCUGCGCGACUUGGCGCCGCUUCGCCAACCUCUUCGAGACGUCGCAGUCGCUCUUCUGGGCGAGCUUCGGCAUGGUCGACCUCAUGUCCUUCGACCUCACGGGCAUCAAGAGCUUCACGCGCUUCUGGGCCCUCCUCAUGUUCGGCUCCUACUCGGUCAUCAACAUCAUCGUCCUCCUCAACAUGCUCAUCGCCAUGAUGUCCAACUCGUACCAGAUCAUCUCGGAGAGAGCCGACACCGAGUGGAAGUUCGCGCGGAGCCACCUGUGGAUGAGCUACUUCGAGGACGGCGACACGGUGCCGCCGCCCUUCAACAUGAUCCCGACGGCCAAGACCUUCGACCGGAUCGUCAAGUGCGGCAAGUCCGGCAGGCCGACGCGCUCCGUCAUAAAAAAGUCGCGCGAGAAGGCGAAGGAGCGCCACGACACGGUCAUGCGGCUGCUGAUCCGGCGCUACGUCACCGCCGAGCAGAGCAAGACCGACGACUUCGGCAUCACCGAGGACGACGUCAUGGAGAUCCGGCAGGACAUAUCGACCCUCCGCUACGAGCUCAUCGACAUCCUCAGGACCAACGGCAUGCAGACGCCCAACGUCGACAAGGGCGACACGUCGCUCUCCGGCAAGAAGGGCCGGGUCAUGGAGCGCCGGCUGCAGAAGGACUUCCAGAUCGGCAUAGUCGAGGGCAUCGUCAACUCGGUCAUCCAGAACGAGAAGGAGUCGAAGGACGUGUUCAGCCAGAUCGCCAAGGCGAUCGGCCGCAAGAGCAGCGGCGGCAGCAAGAAGAAGGACUGGAACGCGGUCGUGAGGCAGAACACCGUCGCCAGGGACCCCAUCGGCAGCUCGAACGAGGCCGUGGACAAGCAGCACAGGAGGAGCUUGAGGCGGCACCUGCAGCACGGCAACUCGCUCCUCGAGUCCCUCGACCCGCAGCGGCUGCUCGAGUACAAUCCGAACCUCGUCGAAGUCUCGGCCACCACGAGGGUCGCUUACGCCAAGUUCAUGCUCAGGAGGCCCGCCGCCGUGAAGGAGGCCGCCGAGGGAGAAGAGGCUCCGGCGGACGGCGAGGGCAAGACCUCCAAGCGCUCGAGCCAGCGCGUGGCCAUCAUCGACCCGGCCAAGCCCGGGGAGAAGCCCCCCGACAGGCCUCCUCCGGCGACCCGGGCUCUCGGCACUCUGAGCAAGAAGAGCCUGAUCAAGGCGGCGAGCAGCGACAAGCCCGAGGCCGGCAAGUCGAGCCUCGAGGCCAAGCCGUCCCAGGAGCAGCGCGGCGGACCCUCGCCCAUCCCGGAGGAGCCGCACGAGGAGUCCAAGGCCCCGAUCGGCUCGAGGGCGGCCUCGCUGAAGAAGCAGCCCUCGGCGGCAGCCUCCGAGCCGAAGAAACCGACGGCCGACGAGGGACCGACCACCAAGGCCCGGGGCAGGUCCAAGGCCACCGGCCAGAUCGUCGGCGGCUGGAUCUGAGCGCGCCGCUCUGCUACUUGCGCUACUAUUAUACUCUGUUUCUUGUACAUGAUUCUCAACUUUUACUCUUGGCGAAUAAAAUGUGUGCCACUUUUUCCAACGA
Molecule: messenger RNA, 3438 nt
Organism: Nasonia vitripennis (jewel wasp)
Lineage: Eukaryota; Metazoa; Arthropoda; Insecta; Hymenoptera; Pteromalidae
Gene: trp
Product: transient receptor potential protein
Exons: 11
Coding region: 87-3335 (1082 amino acids)
Biological process (GO): regulation of cytosolic calcium ion concentration; manganese ion transport; calcium ion transmembrane transport
Cellular component (GO): cation channel complex; membrane
Molecular function (GO): store-operated calcium channel activity; protein binding; inositol 1,4,5 trisphosphate binding
Source: RefSeq, a predicted model, not a curated record